Herpailurus yagouaroundi (jaguarundi) is the source of this 1496-nucleotide messenger RNA. RefSeq names its product CD40 ligand (gene CD40LG). Bases 114 to 896 code for a protein of 260 amino acids. Gene Ontology annotation, molecular function: tumor necrosis factor receptor binding; CD40 receptor binding. Gene Ontology annotation, biological process: immune response. The transcript has 5 exons. The record is from RefSeq and is a predicted model, not a curated record. Lineage: Eukaryota; Metazoa; Chordata; Mammalia; Carnivora; Felidae. Gene Ontology annotation, cellular component: membrane.
CAACGAUUGUGCGCUCUUAACUAAUCCUGAGUAAGGUGGCCACUUUGACAGUGUUCUCAUGCUGCUGCUGCCACCUCCUCGGUCUGAAGAUCUCGUUCCAACUCUAACACAGCAUGAUCGAAACAUAUAGCCAAACUGCUCCCCGCUCCGUGGCCCCUGGACCACCCGUCAGUAUGAAAAUUUUUAUGUAUUUACUUACUGUGUUUCUCAUCACCCAGAUGAUUGGGUCAGCACUCUUUGCUGUGUAUCUUCACAGAAGACUGGACAAGAUAGAAGAUGAAAGGAAUCUUUAUGAAGAUUUUGUGUUCAUGAAAACAUUACAGAAAUGCAACAAAGGAGAGGGGGCCUUAUCCUUACUGAACUGUGAGGAAAUUAAAAGCCGGUUUGAAGCCUUUCUCAAGGAGAUAAUGCUAAACAAAGAAACGAAGAAAGAAAAAAAUGUUGCAAUGCAAAAAGGCGAUCAGGAUCCUCGAGUUGCAGCACAUGUCAUAAGUGAGGCCAGCAGUAGCACAGCGUCUGUUCUCCAGUGGGCCCCCAAAGGCUACUACACCAUAAGCAGCAACUUGGUAACCCUCGAUAAUGGGAAGCAGCUGGCCGUUAAAAGACAAGGACUCUAUUAUAUCUACGCCCAAGUCACCUUCUGUUCCAAUCGGGAAGCUUCGAGUCAAGCUCCGUUUAUAGCCAGCCUCUGCCUUCAUUCCCCGAGUGGAUCCGAGAGAGUCUUACUCAGAGCUGCAAAUGCCCGCAGUUCCUCCAAACCCUGUGGGCAGCAAUCCAUUCACUUGGGAGGAGUCUUCGAACUGCAUCCGGGUGCUUCGGUGUUCGUGAACGUGACUGAUCCGAGCCAAGUGAGCCACGGGACGGGCUUCACGUCUUUUGGCUUGCUCAAACUCUGAACACUGGCACCUCGCAGGCCGCGGCUGAGCUCACGCUGGUGGUCUUCUAGCACAGCAAAGCAGUUAAGCCCACCCCCUGUUGAACUGCCUAUUUAUAACCCUAGGAUCCUCCUCGCGGAGAACUAUUUAUUAUACACCCCCAGGCCUGUAGGGCUGCGACUCGCGAAUCGCGGGGCCGAGCAGCCCAAGCAGGCCCCGGUCCGUCAGAGUCUAUAGUCUGAAGCGACAAGCCCCCCCACCCCCCACCCGAGGCAGCCGUCCGGAGAGUCCCAUAGGAGGGCGAGCCCAGGACGCCGGCGCCGGAAACAAAGUAAACGGCAGAAAAUUCGUCAAGGUUAGGUUUGUGUCUUUGCGUGCAGUGUCUUUCCGUGGGUGAUGUCUUUGAUUACUGAAGACGUUGGUUCCGGGUUCCUGCGGCCCCUACGAUGGAGGGGGCAGGCUCUAGAAAGUCUGCUGCAGCGGAGAACUGAAAAACCCUGCCCCCCCCCUCCCGCCUCCCCCCGCCCCACACUCAUUCUCUCCCUCCUCCGCCCCCCUCAUCCGCACACAGUCAGGCUGUUACUACUCGGUUCUCUUAUUUCAACCCUGUCCCGUCUCCUG